This is a messenger RNA of Fulmarus glacialis (Northern fulmar), 1980 nucleotides long. RefSeq names its product intraflagellar transport 88 (gene IFT88). The record is from RefSeq and is a predicted model, not a curated record. Lineage: Eukaryota; Metazoa; Chordata; Aves; Procellariiformes; Procellariidae. Gene Ontology annotation, cellular component: ciliary base; non-motile cilium; centriole. The transcript is spliced from 19 exons. Gene Ontology annotation, biological process: kidney development; inner ear receptor cell stereocilium organization; intraciliary transport. The annotation marks the transcript as partial. Gene Ontology annotation, molecular function: kinesin binding.
UUUGGCAUGUUAAAUGUUUCACAGAAAAAUGAUGCAAAAUGUGCAUCUGGCUCCUGAGGCUGAUGAAGAUGAUCUUUAUUCUGGCUACAAUGAUUAUAAUCCCACGUUUGACACAGAGGAUUUAGAAAAUGAUGUAGCUUUUCAACAGGCAGCAAGAACAAGUCAUGGUAGAAGACCCCCUGUGACAGCCAAAAUUCCUGGUACAUCAGCUUCAAGACCUUUAGCUACUGGAUUUGGGUCAAAGACAACUUUAACUUCAUCUAUGGGAAGACCAAUGACAGGGGCUAUACAGGAUGGGGUUGCUCGACCAAUGACAGCAGUGCAUGCUGCGGGUUACACUAAGGCAGCUAUGAGAGGUUCUUCAUUUGAUCCUCUUGGCCAAGCAAGAGGUCCUGCUCCACCUCUGGAAAUGAAAAAUUCAGACAGUUCAGAAGAGAAGAUUAGGCAGUUGGAAAAAAAAGUAAACGAACUGGUUGAAGAAAGCUGCAUUGCCAACAGCUGUGGAGACUUGAAAUUGGCUCUGGAAAAAGCAAAAGAGGCUGGAAGAAAGGAAAGAGUAUUGGUGAGACAACGUGAACAAAUUGCUACUCCAGAAAACAUCAACUUAGACCUCACUUACUCAGUUCUUUUCAAUCUGGCCAGUCAGUAUGCUGCUAAUGAAAUGUAUGCUGAAGCACUGAAUACUUACCAAGUUAUAGUGAAGAAUAAGAUGUUCAGCAAUGGAGGUAGACUGAAGGUGAAUAUGGGAAAUAUAUAUUUAAAGCAACGGAACUAUUCCAAAGCUAUCAAAUUCUACCGUAUGGCUCUAGACCAGAUUCCUAGUGUCCACAAAGAGAUGAGAAUUAAAAUAAUGCAAAAUAUCGGAGUUGCAUUUAUUAAAACUGGCCAAUACGUUGAUGCCAUUUCUUCAUUUGAACAUAUAAUGAGCAUGUCCCCAAACCUGAAGGCAGGCUUCAACUUGAUCCUAUGUUAUUUUGCUAUUGGAAACGGUGAGCAAAUGAAAAAAGCCUUCCAAAAACUGAUUGCAGUUCCCUUGGAAGUGGAUUAUGAUGACAAAUACAUUUCAACAAAUGAUGAUCCACAUACAAAUCUACUGAUUGAAGCCAUUAAAAAUGACAGCUUAAGACAAAUAGAACGUGAGAGGAAAUCCAUGGCAGAGGAAUACAUCAUGACAGCUGCUAAACUCAUUGCACCAGUAAUUGAGACAUCUUUUGCAGUGGGCUAUGACUGGUGUGUUGAAGUAGUAAAAGCUUCCCACUAUGUAGAGUUAGCCAAUGACUUGGAAAUAAAUAAAGCCACUACUUACUUGAGGCAGCAGGAUUUUAACCAGGCAUUGGAAACUUUAAAAAUGUUUGAGAAAAAGGAUAGCAGAGUAAAGAGUGCAGCUGCAACAAACCUUUCAUUCCUUUAUUAUUUGGAGAAUGAAUUGGCACAAGCAGCUAACUAUGCAGAUUUAGCUGUAAAUUCUGAUAGGUACAAUCCAGCAGCUCUAACUAACAAAGGAAAUACUGUUUUUGCAAGCGGAGACUAUGAAAAAACAGCUGAGUUUUAUAAGGAAGCUCUCAGGAAUGAUUCCUCAUGCACUGAAGCACUUUAUAAUCUUGGUUUAACAUACAAGAAGUUAAACAGAAUAGAUGAAGCUUUGGAUUAUUUUCUGAAACUCCAUGCAAUCCUUCGAAAUAGUGCCCAAGUCCUUUACCAGAUAGCAAACAUAUAUGAGAUCAUGCAAGAUCCCAAUCAAGCCAUAGAGUGGCUCCCUCAGUUGAUCAGUGUAGUACCAACUGAUCCACAUGUACUUUCAAAGCUAGGGAAAUUAUAUGACAAUGAAGGUGAUAAAUCCCAAGCUUUUCAUUAUUACUAUGAGUCAUACCGGUAUUUCCCUUCAAACAUUGAGGUCAUUGAGUGGCUUGGAGCCUAUUACAUUGACACUCAGUUUUGUGAAAAAGCCAUUGAGUACUUUGAAAGAGCAGCACUAAUCCU